UGCGGAAAAUAAGGUUAUGUUUAAAUUUUUUAAAAAUAUUUAAAUUUUUUUUACUUAGAACAUGAAAUAUGAUUUCUAAUUUUCGAUAUAUAUUAGCAAUUAGUAAACCCAAAUUUGUCAAAAUAUACCGCCCAUUAGUCUCUACUGUAAGAUUCAAAUCGAAUCAAGAUGCUUCAAAUGCUGAUAAAAAAACCACAACAAAACCAAAAGCUGUUUUAGGAAAUAUGAGUUCAAAAUACGAUGUAUUUUCUGAUGCAGACGCUGAAAUAAUUUUAGAUGUAUAUGAAGAAAAAUUAAAGUACUCACAACUCUUAGAAGAGGAAGAACAGGAAGUAGAUAGAUAUGUGGGGUUAAAUCUAGAACGUGGUAAAACUGGUGUUUAUGAUAUAGAAGACUUGGUAGAAGUUUUAAAACGUGAACAAGCACAAAACAUUUUCGUUGUUAGUGUACCAAAAGAAAUAAACUAUGUAGAUUAUAUUUGUAUAGUUAAUGGUAAAUCUGUAAGGCAUAUGCAAGCCAUAGCACAGUUUAUUAAGAAAGUGUUUAAGCAAAAAAGAAGAGAAUCUGAUUUACUACCAAAGGUUGAAGGUGAAGAUUCAAGGGAUUGGCUGGCUUUGGAUUUAGGUAACAUAGCACUUCACAUUUUUUCUGAAAAAGCAAGAGCUCAUUACAAUUUGGAAUCCCUCUGGGCUCUUGGCCACGAAUUUGAUGACGAAUACAACAGACCAGAACCGGUUUCUGAUAUUUUAGAAAAACACUCAGUAUAUUUGAAAGAUCUACAACCUGCGUCGUAGCAAAGUUUAUGUAAAUAGUUCUUUAAUAAAUGUUAUUAAUUUUU
This is a messenger RNA of Diabrotica virgifera virgifera (western corn rootworm), 838 nucleotides long. RefSeq lists its product as uncharacterized. Gene Ontology annotation, molecular function: ribosomal large subunit binding. The record is from RefSeq and is a predicted model, not a curated record. Bases 69 to 794 code for a protein of 241 amino acids. Lineage: Eukaryota; Metazoa; Arthropoda; Insecta; Coleoptera; Chrysomelidae. The transcript is spliced from 3 exons. Gene Ontology annotation, biological process: negative regulation of ribosome biogenesis; negative regulation of translation. Gene Ontology annotation, cellular component: mitochondrion.